AAGCACAAUCUAUUCACUCUAAUAAGCAAAACAUGGAAAUUGAGUCACUAUUGCCUAAGAGAACCUAUGGUGGCAUAAAGAGGUACUGGAGAAGGAGGCACUAUCAGCCUCUCAACCGGAGUGGAAAGAAGAUGAAGAUCAUACGGUUGAAAAGAAGCCCACGUAGGUAUUGGAGGAUCAGAGCAAUACCAAGGCUGAGAUGGUUGAUGAGUUCACCAUUGAAGAUGUUGACAAAACUUAAGAAUGCUUAUAUGAACUUUAUGUUGAGGUUGGCUGGUAACAUAGGCGCCAUGAACACUGAUAGUGAUAACAUCUUUGGUGUGAAACGGAUUCCAAAGGCUCGUCAAGUGUAUAAGGGUUAUUCCCGUGAUGCAUUUGAUGCCAGGCUCAUAUUUGAGAUUUCCAAGACCUUGGUUGCUUCUCAUGAACUCUAUCCCAUGUAAAUUGUUUUCUUUAAUUAAUUCUCUGUUUUUCUUCUUCUUAAUGUC
Gastrolobium bilobum is the source of this 488-nucleotide messenger RNA. RefSeq lists its product as uncharacterized. NCBI's taxonomy places the organism in Eukaryota, Viridiplantae, Streptophyta, Magnoliopsida, Fabales, Fabaceae. The record is from RefSeq and is a predicted model, not a curated record. The transcript has a single exon. The coding region runs from base 33 to 443 and encodes 136 amino acids.